This is a messenger RNA of Xiphophorus hellerii (green swordtail), 1824 nucleotides long. It is a transcript of the gene ubl3b, whose product is annotated as ubiquitin-like 3b. Lineage: Eukaryota; Metazoa; Chordata; Actinopteri; Cyprinodontiformes; Poeciliidae. The coding region runs from base 243 to 596 and encodes 117 amino acids. Gene Ontology annotation, molecular function: protein binding. The record is from RefSeq and is a predicted model, not a curated record. The transcript is spliced from 6 exons.
CUUUGCUAACAUCCGGUGUCUUCCCGUCCAUUAGCAUCCAAGAAACCCGAACCAACCUAACGAUAUCCAUCUGCAGUCCUUCGAGAACAUACGUCGUUAAACUACUUCAUGUCGAUCGUUGAUUUUAACUGAAUGAAAGAUUUUAUCCGAUUCAUCAGAUGCAGGGCUUUGGCCCCGUCUCCAGCAGCUGAAGCGCACCCGUCCUGUCCUCUCUGCUCCACGGCCUUCCUCCUGUCUGAGCCAUGACCACCCAGAUGGAUAAUGAUUUGGUGCAUCUCCGCCUUAUCCUGGUCAGCGGCAAAACACAAGACUUCACUUUCUCUCCAAACGACUCGGCCACAGACAUCGCCAAGCAUGUGUUUGACCACUGGCCUGCAGGAUGGGAGGAAGAGCAGGUGAGCAGUCCCAGUAUACUGCGCCUCAUUUUCCAGGGGCGCUUCCUUCAUGGCAACGUUACGCUGGGAGCUCUGAAACUGCCACCGGGACGAACAACCGUCAUGCACUUGGUUGCCAGGGAGACUCUUCCAGAGCCCAACUCUCAUGGUCAGAGGAACAGAGAAAAAACCACAGAAAGCAACUGCUGCCUCCUCUUGUAAAGCAUCCGAAACCCCCUUCCCUCCUCCUACCCCGACAUCGUGCAAACUAAACAUAACGCGCACCUAAACAUGCACAAACUCCCUCACUUUUUUCUCCUGCUGCUCGCCUCUUCGCCUGCAGAUCUGGAAGAAAUCACAGGAAAGUCCCAUUUCGGGGACGCUUCGGUUGAACUCUUGUCCGAUCUGAGGCAUUUUUUUUCUGUUGUUGUUGUUUUUAUUCGUGCCAAUAUACCCCACCAACACAAUUUUUACUGUCAGCAUUACUUCCUGUAGCCAUUUCUUUUUAAUUUUAAGAUUUCACCGAUACACGCUCUCUGCCACCCAUGAGGUGUUUUUAAAAAGUUGGCAUUUUUAGUGUUAAAGACCCGGAAGCUCACAGCUUUUUAACGGACUUAUAAAGGAUUUUGUGGGCUCUGAGCCGCCUCUACUAUUUACAUGGACAAUUCCCCGGGUCCUGCUGCACUUAACCUGUCUAAUUAUGAAGUGUUUAUUGGUUAAUCUCCUCCUUCAACAUUGUUUUUAUUCUUUUUUUUUUUUUUUUUUUCUCUCACGUAGUAGAAAAUUUGCCAAAAAUUUUCUGCAGAACUAACUGAACUGCCUGCGUUUGUUCGUUUCUGUCGGAGAAGCUUUGGCGAAGAGAAACUGUUUUGGAUCCACGGAUUCGUUUGGUAUUUUGUUGUAAUAACGGCAGGUGAGUAGAAACAAAAGCGGAAAAACAAGACGGGAGGGAGAGAUGGUGUUAGUUUAAUUCUCCUUCCAACCAAUGGAGGCUCUUAACGAGGCAGAAUAUUGAUGGAUGGGGGGAAAACAGGAAAGCAGGGUAGGUUUUCGCCUCCCUUUCAUUUUGGAUACCGUCUAUAUUUCAUGUUUGCCUUUUAUUGUGGAAUUCAUUAAUAUCAUUAAUAAGGAAAUUUAAAUAUAUCAAUUUUUAUCUUGUGUAUAGGUAUUUGUUGAGUUUGUGUGCGAGUUUGUCUGAGGGUGUGUGAUGCACGUUGCAUACUGUGUGAGGACUAGUGAGAUUUUUAUUUUGAAGUGGUGCACUGUGACAGGCUGCGGAAACCUUUCGAUUCCUUCCAUUGAGUGUCCUUUGGUUUGUGUUUUUGUCAAUCAGUGUCACUGCUAUGAAGUUUUAGCUCAGUAUGAAUAAAUGUAAAAAAAAAAACUAAAAUGCAAUGUGGUCAACAUAAAAGCUUGUAUUAUAAAUUAAUAAAUCUUUACAUAAGGCAGA